GCCAUCCGUACGAAGCGUUCGGAGCACACUACAGCAACACCAUGAACCAUCAGCACCAUCAGCAACAGCAGCCAUUGAACGCCCUGGGCGGAAAGGUUGGUGCAGCAUCGUCUCCGGUCGCCGGGCGCGCCUCGUCACCGGCCGUCACGAAAGUGAUCGGUCAACCGGGCGGUUACUUUUCGCCCACGGCAAACACCGGCAGCAACAGCAGCGGUCCCACGGUCACCACGUCGCCGUACGCCGUGAACGAAUCUCUGGCAACCGGAACCUAUCCGGGUUUGGCAGGGGCGGCCACCACGCAACAUCACAUCGCCGGUGCUGCAGCGAAACACAAUGGAGCAAACACUGGUUUGGCUGGUGGAGGAGGAGCUAUACAUACACCCGGUAAAGCGAUCCAUAACAGCUCGGAGACACCCGCCGCCGGAGGCUCCGGAACUGGACCGACCAAUAACGGAUGCGUUUCGAAUGCCCUGAAAAAAUUCAAUAUUCCCGCCAACAUGAACAAAGGCUUUAUGGGAAGCUAUCUGAAGUUUCUGCAAGGCGAAAGGGACAGCUCACCGCCACCGACCACCCGCGGUGGACGGAAAGCGAUAUGGUCCAGGCCUGAGGGCCGAAGCGCGCCAGCGAAUAAAAGCAACACCUCCAACGCUACCCCAGCGGCUCCGACCGCGGGAGCUACGACGACGUCCACCACUACAACAACGGCGGGAUCGGGUCCGUCCUCCGCAAAAUCGUUACCGUACGGCGGGAGCAAUCCGAUCGAACCGGAUCACAAGCUGGAUGCCAAACAAGCGCAGCACGAUGGGACGGGUCAGCAACAGAUGUAUAGUAGCGGUGCGAAAGAUAAUCGAAAGCGAAAGUACAAUGCACCAUCGGCGGUUGCCAGCAGGAGCCAACAAGAUCCUCUCAGCACGAUGCCACCGCAACGCCGUCAAACGAGCAGUCGGAAGGCAAAGGCAAAGGCAAUUUUACAGCAGCAACAGCUACUGCAGCCCAGUAUUAUGGAAGAGCCGCCCGAUUUUGCGCACGAUUCCGAUUCUGAUCCUGCGUGGACACCGACCGAAGACAAGGACGAUGACGAUGAAGAGCCCAUUGUUGGAGGUAGCAAAAAAUCGGCGAAAAAACGGAUCACAGUUCAGGCCAAGGAACAACCGGAACGGGCGCGGUCCAACAUUCUGUCAGUGGCAGCUGCAGGCGCCGGCAUAGCCGACUAUGAUUACGGAAGCGAUGAGGAUAACAACCCUUCCACCGUUGGUCUAACGCAACAAACGGUACUAUCGCAGCACACUUUGCCUAUCCAACAUCAGCAGCUUCAGCAGCAGCAAGCGGUGAUGCUUCACCAAGCACCAUCGCAACACCAGCAGCAACAGAUGAUCAACGCACAAACACAGCCAAUCCUUUACGGUCAACAAGCAAACAAUCACAUUGCAGUACCGGAUCAGUAUGGUAUGCACCAAAGUCAGCCACAGCAAUCGUUCAACGCCCCCGGCACCGGAAUGAUGGCUAUUUCAACCUCCCAGACCCCAACUGACGAGUUCCAGGUGGGGGAUUUUGUUGUGUUGCGGUCGGAUUUGGUGCAAAACUAUCCCGUCAUCUGGCGUGUCGAUGGUAAAACGUUGCUGCAAAAAUAUGAAGCGUAUGACGAUCCGACUGGCAAAACGUUACAUCGGAACGUUUCAACCUACGCCGCGUGGAAUGGGGAAUCGAAAAAGUUGUACGUAAAAAUUCCUGUCCGCUUCCGGGUGCACAACGCGGGGGAAUCGAUCGUCGAGUUUACGCGCAACGAACUGCCGAUCAAUCCGGACGAGUCUGGAGGGACCGGCACUGACGGUAGCAACGGCGGUGCCAUCGAGCAGCAGCAGCAUUUACUUGACAAAUCGAUGGACGAAUCAAAGAUGUACCAGGACGUGUUUGAGGUGUACAUCCAGACGCUGAUAUCGCAGGCACUCGAUGCGAACUUUUUGAAAGAAAUCUUCCAGGAACAAGAUGAUUACUUCUUGACACGCGUUAAAACGAUCGACAAUCUCACGGAGGAUCGCCGGCGACGUCUCAUUCAGCUGACGCCCUGGUCCCGGAACAUACUGACGUCGAUUGCUACCUUUCCGGCGUAUAACAUCAUGACCGAGCUGCACCACCACAGUCACCAGCUUCAGCCGGUGUGUGUGACCUGCCAUCAGCCGGGCAUCGCGAUGAGGAUCGUAUUGCAGGGCCAGACGUACAACGUCGCCACACUGGCCCCGGCCGUAAUGGACGCUGCUUCGCAGUACGAUAAAAGCUUUCAGCUGUGCCGCGCGUGUUCGGUGCGCUUCGAGCUGCUGCACAAGAUUUGCCACCAAAAGUACAUGAUGUUUGUUGAGUGUGCCAAGCGCGUUAAUCAGCAGAUUUCGCACGAUUCCGGCAAAGCGGCCACCGUCAUCCUGAACGAACUGCUCGCCGACGAACACUGGCUCGCGAUGCUCUUCAAGGAGGUGCGCAGCAUAUGGGCCGAAAUCGAGAGUCUCGAGCGUCAGCAGUGUCGGUUUUAGGUUUGGUUUUUAUUUUGAUAAUUCAUGUUGCACUCGAACAUGAUGCAGCUGUUGUCUGUCUUUAAGGCCAUGCUUUUAUUUGUAUAUAAAUUUGCAAAAAGAAACAAAUAAUAGGCUACCUUGCAUCCAGUGGUGACCGGAGUCAUGGGCCAUACGGGUGGUUGGGUGCCGUAUCUCUAUUGCUAAGUGGAAUUAAGUGGAUAAAAUCAAGCAAAAAGGAUUGGUCGAAAGUAGGGCUAGAAACUACGUGACACAGUGACAGUUGUAUUUU
This is a messenger RNA of Anopheles cruzii, 2796 nucleotides long. RefSeq lists its product as uncharacterized. The coding region runs from base 42 to 2525 and encodes 827 amino acids. The record is from RefSeq and is a predicted model, not a curated record. The transcript is spliced from 10 exons. Gene Ontology annotation, cellular component: nucleus. Lineage: Eukaryota; Metazoa; Arthropoda; Insecta; Diptera; Culicidae.